UCCACCGUCGGCCUGGACAAUCAUCAUCCUCAUCGGCACCAUCCGUGACCGUCUUGGCCACGAGCUCCACACGGUGGGCCCGCAACACAGAGAUCUGCUGCAGAUUUCGCUUGCGGGUUACCCGCCAUGACGGACGCGUCGAGCCCGCCGGAGGAGCUCGCGCACCCGCGCCACCGCUUUGAUGCUCCGCGGAAGGAGGAGGUGCUGGCGGGCGCCCUCGAAGUCAUCGACGCGAGGGUCCAGGAGGACGAGCACCUGACGCCGACCUCCGUGAACUGGCACUACACCCGCGCCUGCAACUACGAGUGCAAGUUCUGCUUCCACACGGCCAAGUCCAGCUACUUCCUGCCCGCGGAGCCAGGCGGUAUGGACGAAGCCCAGCUCUGCCUCAAGAGGCUCCGUGACGCUGGCAUGAAGAAGAUCAAUUUCAGCGGCGGUGAGCCGUUCCUGCACCCGAAACACUUGGGCGAGUUGUGCCGAUUUUGCAAGGAGACUUUGAAGCUGGAGUCCGUAAGCAUCGUCUCAAACGGCAGCAAGAUCCAGGAACGUUGGUUUCAGCAGUUCGGCGACUAUGUGGAUAUCCUCGCAAUUUCGUGCGAUUCCUUUAACGAAGAGACGAAUGUCAAGAUUGGCAGAGGAAAAGGCAUGCAUAUUCGCCAGCUCGAGCAAGUGAGGAACUGGUGCAACAUGUACGGGGUCCCUUUCAAACUCAAUUCCGUCAUCAACAUUCACAAUGUUGGCGAGGAUAUGACCGCUGCGAUUCUGCAGUUGAGCCCAGUGCGUUGGAAAGUCUUCCAGUGCUUGCUGCUGGAUGGUGAGAACGCUGGCCCCGAUGCGCUUCGCGACGCCAAGGAGCUGGCCAUCACCGGCGAGCAGUUUGGGCAGUUCUUGAAGAGGCACGAGACGGUGGCGUGCCUCGUCCCCGAGGAUAACACGCGCAUGAAAGAUUCGUACCUCAUUUCGGGGCGGCUCCGCUUCCUGAACUGCACCGGCGGCGCCAAGGCCCCGAGCCGCUCGUUGCGCGAGGUCUCCGUGCGCUGCGCGCUGCGCGAGGCCGGCUUCGACAGGAAGAUGUUCGUGGAGCGCGGCGGAGUCUACGCCUGGAGCAGGGCGCGGGUGCCCCGGCCGCCCGCCGCGCCCCCCGACGUGGAGGACCUGGCCGCUGCAGGGGCGUCCCAGGGAGGCGGAGGCGGCGAGGCAGCGGCGCGCGGGCGGCCGGCGGUUGGCUCGGUAACCGGCGGCGAAAGCCGAGCCCUGCACCUCGCCGGUCAACGAUUCAGGCAGAGCGAUGCGCGGCGGGGGCUGGGUUCGGAACUCGUCGAGCACGUGGCGAAAUCCGAGCCCUAGCCCCGCCUUCCAUCGGGCCGGGCGAAAGGGGAUUGGGAAAGGGGGGGUACGAAAUUUGCUGCAUGCAGCUGGUUUCGGCCUCUCCGAGGGGCCCAUUCCUCGAGACAUAGCCGCCUCCGGCGCCGGGAGGCGCCGGGAGAAUCAGCUACGUGAGCUGAUUCUCAAACCCCCCCUUUGCUAUCCCCCCUUUUCGCCCGACCCGAUAGCCCCGCCUUCCAUCGAGUCACGAGAGUCGAUAGCUGGCGGGGGCAGGGUUCGGAUGUCGCCACCGAGGUGGGACCGCGCACCGAGACGGGCAGGCCGCCGAGGGCGCUCGGCGGAGAGGGAGCGGCGCUGCUCACGGUGGCCGCCUGCGGCCUGGCGUUGGGGAGCGCGGCGUAUCUCUUCUGGAGGAGGCCCGGCAGCUGUCGCGCCUGGACGCAGUGAGUAGGGGAACGACCAAUGAUCGGGGGCGUAGGGGAACGAGCAAUGACAUACAGAUAAUACCUCGGAGAUCCGCUCGGAUUUCUCGGAUCGGCAUCCCCCUUGCGGCGCCUCCGGCGCCGCCCCUGGCGCGCUCCAGGCGCAUUAGGUUGUGCAUACAUUACACAGACCCAUGAGCAGUUGCAUACAGAGCGCCAGGCCCUCUGAGAAA
Prorocentrum cordatum is the source of this 1981-nucleotide messenger RNA. NCBI's taxonomy places the organism in Eukaryota, Dinophyceae, Prorocentrales, Prorocentraceae. The record is from the annotation of a GenBank genome assembly.